CUGCAUUUCCCAUAAGGCGUCGCGGAGUGCCACGUCAUUAUUCUGCGCAGUGCUGAGGUGGCGUUUGAUUUGAGGCUCUUCGUUGCUGAAAUAUCCAUCAUGACUAAACUCCUGCAGUGGCUGCUCGGGGUCUCGUUACUGGGCGCUGUGUGGGCUCUGGUCGCUUUCGACCCACUGGAACUGAGCCUUCCUCGGACCUACAGGGAGGUGGCCUGGCCCAUUCCGCUCUACCUGCUGGUUUCGUUCGGCUGCUACUCCCUGGCUACGGUGGGCUAUCGGGUGGCCACCUUUAACGACUGCAACGAAGCUGCCAGGGAACUGCAUGAGCAGAUCAAGGAAGCCAAAGAGGACCUGAGGAAGAAGGGGUUAAAGAUGUAGGACAAUUAUAAAGAACUCUUUAGAGACUGAAUGGAGAGACAACUUGCAAAGUGGGACGUUUAUCAAAUCUGUUGCUUUUUGGAUGAUCAUUGGAGCUUCGUUGUAGUCAGCAGGUGCGACCAGAACAUUAAUUUGAAUAAGAUAUCAAAUAUUUCUGGUCAAUAUCACGUUUUUCCUGCUUGACGGUUAUAUUGUGUUGACUGACUGAGAACGUUUGUGUGAGACAUAGACCCAUGAGUUCAAGUUAAAGCUGCAAGCCAGACUUAUUUUGUAAAAUGAAUUCACUUUCAAUAUAAUUUGUCAACUAAACAGCAUGUCCUGGUCACGUUUUGUAGCUACUUUGUUUUAAAUCUUUACAUAAUUAAGAUAAAAGUAUAUUCUCCUAAGACCCUGUCCACAGUCUUCUGAUGACAUCACAUAAGGCACAGGUGUCAAACUCCACUCCUCGAGGGCCGCUGUCCUGCAGUUUUUAGAUGUGCCACAGGUACAAAACACUGGAAUGAAAUGGCUUAAUUACCUCCUCCUUGUGUAGAUCAGUUCUUCUUCUUCUUGUUUUAUGAAGGUUGGCAAACAACUUACAGGUGCAUUACCGCCACCUUCCAGGCUGGAGUAUGGAUCACACGCUUAUACCCUCCCCAUAAUACCCGUUCUUCUUAGAAAUCUAAAAAUACUCUCAAAUAUUAUAUCUCCUGAUGAUUUCUGAAAUAUUUCUUCUAAAUCUAAUUUACAAUUAUUCAACUCAUUAACCAACAUCUCUCUCUCCCUUACAUACUUAUUGCAUUCUAAAAAUACAUGCUGUAUUGUUUCCAUCUCUCCACAAUAUUUACAACAACCUGUACUGUGUUUAUUAAUUAACUUAAGAGUACUAUUUAACCUUGUGUGCCCAAAUCUGAUUCUGGAAAUAAUAUCUUCUUCCCUUCUAUUCCUAUUACCUUUCCUAUACCCCCCAACUCUUUUUUUGAAUUUUAUAAUAAAAUCUCCCUUUUUCUCCUCUAUCCCACUGUUCUUGCCAUUUUUCCUUCAUGUACUCCCUAACAACACUUUUUAUCUCAUUCCUACUUAUUUUAAUAUUUAACUCAACAAUUUCCUUAUUAGAGGCUCUCUUAGCAAAACUAUCUGCCAAUUCAUUUCCUACCACACCGAUGUGAGCAGGAAUCCAAAUUAAUUUAAUCUGAGAUCCUUUCUUCUUAACCCUGAAAAUUAUCUGAACUAUAUCCUCUAUAAUAUCUUGCCUAACUUCCGAUUUCAUUCCUUGUAUACUAAUUAAUGCACUACUAGAAUCUGAACAAAUUGUAGAUCAGUUCUCCAGAGCCUUAAUGACCUAAUUAUUCUGUUCAGGUGUGGUGCAGCAGAGGCACAUCUAAAAGUUGGAGGACACCGGCCCUUGAGGACUGGAGUUUGACACCCCUGACAUAAGGCAUAAAGAAACCAAUCACGGUUCUUUUGAAUAUGCCCGUUUGCAAUUUUUAGAGUUGCGCUAAUUAUUGUUUUCCUGGCCGAUACCAAUUUCAGUGUUUUGUUUUCUCGUUAAAACGUUCAUUGGUUCAUUGGUUAGUUUUUUAUUAAAGAACUAAUACAUAAAAAAGAACAUUCUGGCCUGGUUUUAAAGGCAAACAAGCUAGAUAGUACCUUCAUAUUUUGUGUCGAAGCAUUGGAUUUUUGUUAGACUCAAAAUAACUGUUAAAGCACAUGCUGCUGGGUAGUUAGAAACUACUCAGUUUUAGUUUUUAGUUAUUAGCUAUUAGUUUUAAUAGAUUUAAUGAUUAGGGACCAAUAAUUCUGUGUUGCUUUUGCAAUGUUGUGUAUAUUAUUGCGCAUUUUCUCAAUAUUUUUGGUUGGAUUGUGUUGCUCACAUGCUAAAUACAUCAUCGAACAUUUGCAGUAUGUUAUUAAAAACCUGAUAAAUGGAAACCAAAGGUUACAAAUAAACACUGGAUCUUAUAGGAAUUUCCUGGAUUCUUGUUUCUGUCAGCUCUGAAAUCAUCCAAUUUAAAUUUGGAACUUAGUAGUUCUGUAUUGGUCAAAAGCUGAAUUCUUAUCAGAGCAGAUGAACUUGCAUUUUACCUGUAAAGAAGUGCAUUCCUCUGUUCAGUGUGUGAAAUGAGUCCCUGAGGCGUUGCUGCGAAUUAAUUAAACAGCUGUUUAUUUUCUGA
Molecule: messenger RNA, 2531 nt
Organism: Xiphophorus hellerii (green swordtail)
Lineage: Eukaryota; Metazoa; Chordata; Actinopteri; Cyprinodontiformes; Poeciliidae
Gene: dpm3
Product: dolichyl-phosphate mannosyltransferase subunit 3, regulatory
Exons: 2
Coding region: 100-378 (92 amino acids)
Biological process (GO): GPI anchor biosynthetic process
Cellular component (GO): dolichol-phosphate-mannose synthase complex; endoplasmic reticulum membrane
Source: RefSeq, a predicted model, not a curated record